AUGACCUCGUGUCCGAACGAUGAGCUCGCCGAAGAGAUCAAUUCCGUCAAUGCAAUAUACGGCCCUUCCACAAUAACGCUGACAUCAAACCCGUCCAAUUCCCCUCCCCGUCGGCCGAAUGAGCUACCGGUCACAACCACAAUAAUCCUCCGGAUACCCAAUCGGCCAGAUUUCUCGUUCCUUCUUGGUUUCGACAGCAAAUACCCCUCUAGUCCUCCCCGAGUCAUUGGCACUGCGUCCACCAGUUCUCGGGGCGAAGGGAAAAAAUGUCUCGAUGUAUUGAGUGGCUCAGUGCAGAAAGUGUGGCAAGAUGGCUUCGUCUGUCUUUAUGAUCUUAUAGAGGAAUGCGUGGAGCGGUUCGGAGAUAUGCGAGGGGGAGAGCUUGAGGAAUCCGCUGCUGCUGCUGCUGCUGCUGCUGCUGGCGACGAAACUGCGGACACCUCUACUCCAGUAUCUCCAACAGUAGGUACAACUUCUUCACCACCAUCAUUACAUGCGUCAUUUGGUCUCGAGAGUCCCCCAGACUGGGUCGUUUCAGAACCCGUGACGGAGAAGAAAUCAGUGUUCAUUGCCCGUGUCGCCCGAGUCCAAUCGACAGAGACGGCGAAAAAAUAUCUCGAUUACCUUCUUGGUACGGAGAAGAAGAUCGCAGCGGCAACGCACAAUAUCACAGCCUGGCGAAUCAAGCAAAAACCCGGGCGGGGUCCCAAUGGGGUUCCUUCUGAUUGUUACAUCUUAUGCAGUUGA
This is a messenger RNA of Histoplasma mississippiense, 747 nucleotides long. RefSeq lists its product as hypothetical. The transcript has 2 exons. Bases 1 to 747 code for a protein of 248 amino acids. Gene Ontology annotation, cellular component: cytoplasm. Gene Ontology annotation, biological process: regulation of translational initiation. The record is from RefSeq and is a predicted model, not a curated record. NCBI's taxonomy places the organism in Eukaryota, Fungi, Ascomycota, Eurotiomycetes, Onygenales, Ajellomycetaceae. Gene Ontology annotation, molecular function: protein binding.